This is a messenger RNA of Opisthorchis viverrini, 216 nucleotides long. RefSeq lists its product as hypothetical. Bases 1 to 216 code for a protein of 71 amino acids. NCBI's taxonomy places the organism in Eukaryota, Metazoa, Platyhelminthes, Trematoda, Opisthorchiida, Opisthorchiidae. The record is from RefSeq and is a predicted model, not a curated record. The transcript has a single exon.
AUGCUCACAUUGUGCAAAAAUUAUCAAGCGGGGUCAAACGACAUGCGCUCCAAAUCUAGGAGAACAAUCAAGAUAAACGGAGCUGAAGCCCUUGAAGACGACAUACAAGGUCACCCCGCCAAGAAACGCAAAUCGGAAGGACUCCCACCAUAUGGUGAGGCUGCGGUCGAAAAGCCAACCACAAGGAGCGACAAGCGUAGACAACAUCCAAGAUAG